AUGUCUUUGGUCGCCUAUUCAGAUUCAGAAGGCUCCGAGGGAGAGGAGAAGCCACAGACGACGAUCCAGAAGCCUGCGCCCAAACCUUCAAGUGCGCCCUCGAACACAAAUUUUGCAGUCAACAAAGCAGACCCGAGGAAGAUACAAGUCCGAUUACAAGACCAACCCACAAAUGACGACGCCGAUGGAGAGCCAGCCCCCAAGAGACCUCGUGUUGGUGGCGGAGGCGCCUUCAGGGGAUUCAACGCCAUGCUUCCGGCCCCGAAACGAGACUCGUCCGUCAAGACACCCGCGAAGCCAAUAACCAGGAAAGUGUUCAGUCUGAAAACAGGCGUUGAACCUGGUUUCAGUCGAGAAUCGGAUGCGGAGGUGCGGCAAUUAUUUCCGGGGCAAGAGGUGGAUAGAGACCACAAAUCAGAAAACAACCAUUUGGAUGCGGACGAUACAAUACCUUCAGUACCCCAGAGCAUGGGAGUGGCGAGAAACGCCUCGACGGAACCACCGAUAAAGGGAAAUGUGUUCAUGUUCAAACCUCUGUCCGUGGCGCGAAAUAUCAAGAAGCCAAAACGCAAAGCCGACGCUCCCAAACCUGUUGCCUUGAAGCCUCAAGACAGUUCGAAAGCAUCGAUUCACAGCGUACCAAAUACCGCCGCAACUGAACAGACCGACCCUACCCCUCUAUCAAAGAAAGUCAGCUUGUUUUCCAUGCACAACCCCACAGAACCAGAGGCCGUAGCCCGUGAUCUACAGGAGGAAGACGACGACGAAGAAGAAGGAAUUAUUGAAGUCCUACACGAACCUUCAGACGAUAACAUAUCUGCACCCGCCGAUGUAUCCAGUACAGCGCCGACAAAUUCACACCAACCUCAAACACUAGAUUCUAUUGCUUCAGACUUAAACCUCUCGAAAGCAGAGCGGCGGCAGCUCUUCGGACGGCAUAGGCAGCCGACUGGCACUGCAAUUAACGUAGUAAACUUUAACACGGACCAGGAAUACGCCGCGAACGAGGCUUUGCGUGCAAGUGGCGAACAAAUCCAACAUAAUCCAGUCCGAGCCAUUGCUCCCGGCAAGCACAGUCUCAAACAACUAGUUAGCGCUGCAACCGGACAGAAAGAAGCCCUAGAAGACAGCUUCGCUACAGGAAGAAGAAACAAGAAGGAAGCGGGAAGCAAAUACGGAUGGUAA
Rhinocladiella mackenziei CBS 650.93 is the source of this 1185-nucleotide messenger RNA. RefSeq lists its product as uncharacterized. The record is from RefSeq and is a predicted model, not a curated record. Bases 1 to 1185 code for a protein of 394 amino acids. Gene Ontology annotation, cellular component: nucleus. The transcript has a single exon. NCBI's taxonomy places the organism in Eukaryota, Fungi, Ascomycota, Eurotiomycetes, Chaetothyriales, Herpotrichiellaceae.